Molecule: messenger RNA, 1738 nt
Organism: Erinaceus europaeus (western European hedgehog)
Lineage: Eukaryota; Metazoa; Chordata; Mammalia; Eulipotyphla; Erinaceidae
Gene: VSIG8
Product: V-set and immunoglobulin domain containing 8
Exons: 7
Coding region: 145-1377 (410 amino acids)
Cellular component (GO): intracellular anatomical structure
Source: RefSeq, a predicted model, not a curated record
CCCCUGCCAGUACUCGUUGCACCUUCCUGCCACCCCGGGCAGUGUCUGGGCUUCGCUCCCCUCCAGUCUCCUCACCCCCAUACCACCUGCCCUAGCCCGGCCCUAGGGAGAUCCACCCAGCUGCAGAGACACCCAGCCAGCACCAUGGGAGUCCGAGGAGCCCUCCACCUUCUUCUAGUGUGUCUAAGCCCAGCACUGCUGUCCGCUGUGCGGAUCAACGGGGAUGGCCAGGAGAUCCUGUACCUGGCAGAAGGUGACAAUGUGAGGUUGGGCUGUCCCUACAUCCUGGACCCCGAGGACUAUGGCCCCAACGGGCUGGACAUUGAGUGGAUGCAAGUCAAUUCAGAUCCCUCCCACAGGGAAAACGUUUUCCUCAGCUACCAGGACAAGAGGAUCAACCACGGCAACCUGCCUCACCUGCAGCAGCGGGUGCGCUUUGCAGCCUCAGACCCCAGCCAGUAUGACGCCUCCAUCAACCUCAUGAACCUGCAGGUGUCCGACACAGCCACCUAUGAGUGUCGGGUGAAGAAGACCACCAUGGCUUCCCGCAAGGUCAUCGUCACGGUGCAAGCGCGGCCAGCAGUGCCUAUGUGCUGGACUGAGGGCCACAUGGCUCAUGGCAACGACGUGGUGCUCAAGUGCUUUGCCAAUGGGGGCACCCAGCCCCUGUCCUACAAGUGGGCCAAGAUCAGCGGGCACACCCACCCCUACCGCGCUGGCUCCUACCACUCCCAGCACAGCUUCCACUCUGAGCUGUCCUACCAGGAGUCCUUCCACGGCUCCAUCAACCAAGGUCUGAACAACGGGGACCUGGUGCUGAAGGGUGUGUCCCAAGAGGACAACGGGCUGUACCAGUGCACGGUGGCCAACCACGUGGGCUACAGCGUGUGCGUGGUGGAGGUGAAGGUAUCAGACUCGCGGCGUGUGGGCAUGAUCGUCGGCGCCGUGCUGGGCUCGCUGCUCAUGCUGGCCUGCCUCAUGAUGGGCAUCUGGGGGCUCAUCUGUUGCUGCUGCGGGGGCGCCGGGGCCGGCGGCACCCGCGGGGCCUUCGGCUACGGCAACGGCGGCGGGGUCGGCGGCGGGGCCUGCGGCGACCUGGCUAGCGAGAUCAGAGAGGACGCCGUGGCGCCCGGGUGCAAGGCCAGCGGGCGCGGCAGCCGCGUCACCCAGCUCCUGGGGUACCCGACGCAGAACGUCCGCCGCUCCCUGCGCCGCCAGUACGCGCCCCCGCCCUGCGGCGGCCCCGAGGACUUGGCCCUGGCGUCCCGCACCGCCGCCUGCGAAGCAGGCCCCGCCCCGGUCUACAUCAAGGUCCAGAGCGCCGAGCCCGACAGCACCCAGGCGCCGCUGCCCCGCAAGGACGGGCUCCUGGUGUGAGCGCCGCUGCGCCCUGGCCCGGCAGUGCGGUCUGAGCCCGCCGUGGGGACUCGCGCGCGGGGGGGGGCGGUACCCGCGCUCUGGCUGGCGACGCGCGGGGCUGGGGCUGGAGUCCGCCCCCUCGGGGAACCAACAGGGCGUCGGGUAGAGUCCCCUCCCCGCAGUGGGAGGGGCGCGAAGGCUUAGGACUGUGGCCCGCGCCCUCCCUACGCCGCGCAGAGGCUCCGGGAGAAGGCUGGAGAGGGCCUGGAGCUCGGGUACCCCGUGAGGCCCGCCCGGUGGGCGGGUGCGGAAUUGUUCUGAGUGUGAGAUCCGAGCCCAGGGAGGCAAGUUAGCACAAUAAAGAAGCUGUAAGACGCGA